GCUGCGACACGACUAAAUCUUCAGUCUGUUGAGAAACUUUUGCGGAUAAAAUCAGUUUUCUUCUCUUGUCCAGUGGUGCUUAAUUUAUGUGUAAAAAAGAAAAGAGAAAGAAACAUUGUUUUUAAUUUGAAUUGUGCCCGUAUACGGAGGUUUCGCUGAAAUAACCGAACAAAAAAAGAAGAUACGGUGCUAAUGUGACCAGGGGUGUAUUCCAGAAAGCAGGUUAUGUGACAUACCUGGCAUCUGUUUCAUAGUGACUCGUGGAUUCGGUGAUCUGCUGAGAAUGCCUUUCUGAGUUCACCGUGAACGCGCACAAACUCUUGGUUGAGUGAACUAACCCCGUGCAGGUGUUCUGGAACCAACAUAAGCAAGUUUUGGGUUAAUCAACCAAGAGUUCAGGGUAUAUGUGACGAAUGAAAUCUGCUUGACGUGCUACUGAAGAUGGAGAUUGUUAAAGAGGAGUUUAAAGAGGAGAGUGAAGACGUCAGUAUUUCAGAACCAUUCAGACUGAAGAAUGAAGAUACUGAGGAUCAAAGAGACCUGAUGAAGCUGAAAGAGGAAAGUCAGGAACUGAAUGAAGUGGAGGAGAAACACAAGUAUAAGAAACCUGAUAAUUUCUUAAGUGGUGAAGAAUCUUUUAUUGACUCACAGACUGAAAAUAAGUUCUCACAGAAAAAAACUCAAAGAACAAAAACAGAACAAAUUUUCACCUGCUCUCAGUGUGGAAAGAGUUUCACACAUAAAAAGAACCUUAAAAGCCAUAUAAGAAUUCACUCUGGAGAGAAGCCUUUCAUAUGUCAGCAGUGUGGCAAGAGUUUCACACAAAAAGUAAACCUUGAUUUACACAUAAAAAUUCACUCUGGAGAGAAGACUUUCAAGUGCCUCCAGUGUGGUAAAAGUUUUGCACGUAUAGGAAGUCUGAAUGAGCACAAGAGAAUUCACACUGGAGAGACCCCAUACACAUGCCUUCAAUGUGGAAAGAGUUUCACACAAAAAGGAAACCUUAAUUUCCAUAUAAAAAUUCACUCUGGAGAGAAGCCUUUUACAUGUCAUCAGUGUGGAAAGAGUUUCAAACAUAAAACAAGCCUCAAAAUUCACAUGAGAAUUCACACUGGAGAGAUGCCUUUCACAUGCCUUCAGUGUGGAAAUAGUUUCAAACAUAAAGCAAGCUUCAACGUUCACAUGAGAAUUCAUACUGGAGAGAAGCCUUACACAUGCCUUCAGUGUGGAAAGAGUUUCAAACAUAAAACAAGCCUAAAAAUUCACAUGAGAAUUCACACCGGAGAGACCCCAUACACAUGCCUUCAGUGUGGGAAGAGUUUCACACAAAAAGGAAACCUUAAUUUCCAUAUAAAAAUUCACUCUGGAGAGAAGCCUUUUACAUGCCUCCAGUGUGGAAAGAGUUUCAAAGAUAAAACAAGCCUCGAAAUUCACAUGAGAAUUCACACUGGUGAGAAGCCUUUCAUAUGCCUUCAGUGUGGGAAGAGUUUCACAAGUAAAUCAAACCUGAGAGCUCAUAUGAAAUGUCUUUCAGGAAAGAAAUAACACCACUGUUCUCACUGUGGCAAGAGUUUUUCACUGCUGUCCAAUUUAAAACAACACCAGGAAAUAUUUACCGGUGUGAAAGCUCAUGUGUGCUCAAAGUGGGGAAUAGCUUUUGUCCUUAUAAGCACUUUGAAACCGCAUCAGAGGAUUAUUGCAGAUGUGUUCACAUUGUGAAAGUAGUUUUACUCACCCAAAACACCUGAUAACACAUGAGAAACUGGAGAGAAGACAUAUGACUGCACUCAAUGUGGGAGGAGUUUCAGCUCACCAAGUACUCUACGGAGACAUUUAAAGUAGAAUUGCCCAAAGUUGUCACAGUGAGAGAACUUUAUCUUCAGAAUCUUGCCCUGCGUUCCAAACUGGAUAUAUCUGCCUCUGAAGGGGAUUUAAAAGGGACAACAAUCUUGACUGCCAUGUUGAAGUGUCAUUCCAAACCGAAGGGCUCAUAAUUAGGUUCUUGGAAGUGCCUUCAACAUGAACGUUUCCGUAGGGUUCAACUGAUGUACACUUCGCUGCCAAGCGGACCAGAACUUGACCAUAUGUCAUAAAUUUGCAGGUGUGCCAAGUGUAAUGUAAAUUCAACCAGCUGCAACUGCAAACACAGUCUAGUUCUUUAUACCAAAACAUGUGGCAUCUCUGAGGUUUAUAAAAGUUUUUAACUAUUGUAAUGAACUUUUUAAAUCAUUUUAAACCCCUGGCUGUUUGAUGAAGCUUACAUUUUUUCGUAAGUCCUAAAAGUCUGAAAGCAAUUAUUUUUGCUUACUGAAAGUAGUUAACAGUGAGGCAAAAUCAUGUGUAAAUAUUUCUGAUUAGCUCCAACUGAUGUUCUUUACCAUCAGCCUUUGUGCAACAGUAACAAUGGCUUCAUUGACUUGGAUAGAUGACAUUAAAGUGCAUUCCGAAUAACCAAUAUUUUGGAACCCUACACCCUUCAAACCUCCAAGUCUUUCACUCUGAAGGGUAAACCGUUCGAAGAGAUAAGGGCAAAGGGGUGAACCCUUCGGAAUGGAACGCACCCUUUAUCAUGUGAAAUUUGUGUAAUUUCCAAAGAUGGACAGUCUUAAAGAGAUUACAAGCAUGAUUUGGUGAUGGAAGCCAACAACUCUUAUAGGAUGGAUGAAAUAAGGAAAAUAGGUUAUUUUGGUCAUACCAAUAUGUCUAUUGUCAGAGAUGUUAUAAGGAUGAGAAAUCUUAAACUUAAUCUUAAAAUCUUAAAUAUUAAUUUCUGAUAGACAUUGUCUGUCUGUUUACUUGAAAAUGUGCAUUAUCUGGACCAAAAGCUGGAAUCGUUUUUUAUUUGUAUUUGUUUAGCAUAAUUUAAGCCAGGGGUAGGACCAUAUGAGGCCCACAGGACCAUUUUACGUGGUCCGCGAGGCCAUUUGAGAAAUAAUUUGAAAAGCAAAAAAAUGGCCUUGAUUCAAUGAACUGUUUAAAAAAAAUUUUUUAAAUGAUUACAAAUUAUUUUAAAUGAUAAUGCAAAAUAUUGUAUAAUUGACAGACCUGUUUGUUUUGUUUUUCUUGGUGUAUGAGCAUGUAACAGAAAGCAUACAUUAAUUUCAAAAUACAAUGAGAAAUUGCAAGCAAUGGUGUGGCCCACGGAUAAUUUCGUAAAUACUCGAAUGGCCCUUAAUGAGAAAAAGGUUCCCCACCCCUGAUUUAAGCUAAAGAAGCACAAGUUAGAAUGCCACUAGUGUUGUUGUUGUUGUUGUUGUUGUUUAGAAUACCAUUGUUGCUAGAUUUUAUUUUUGAAAUAUUUUGUGUAAUCUUUACUAACAGUUUGAAAUUUCAGUCUUUCCCCACUGAUCAGAUUGGAGCUGUACUUGCAUUUAUAGAAAAUAGCUGUCAUGUUGCAUCACAAACAUGGCGGGCCCAGUAGACCUUAUUUUGGCAUCACACAAGCCAAUUUUUCCUCAGAUUUUCAGUCAAAAGCUUCAUUUACAUAAUCACCAGCUAGUAGAAGGGAGACUAAACUUGCAUUAGCAACUGCUAGGAGGAGGUUGUUAAUAUCUUGAUUGACUGUUAAUGGCUUUAUCAACUGGAAAAGCACAUAAUACUUGUUAGAAAAAAUCAUUUAGUUUCUGGGGCAGGCUCUUGUGAUCUAGUCAAGUGACCAAUGAGCUUCUUCUUUUACUGAAGAAUUGACAAGACGUCAUGCUGACCAGAAACGUUUUCAUCUGUGACUGCACUCACAGCCGCAUAUCAUCACAAAUACAAAUUGUAAUCCAAAGUAAUUCUGCCAAGUGUUUCUCCUGGGGUUUUCCUACAAUAAAAGUUCAAAAAUAACUCAGAGAGUGG
Myxocyprinus asiaticus (Chinese sucker) is the source of this 3840-nucleotide messenger RNA. RefSeq names its product gastrula zinc finger protein XlCGF8.2DB-like. The transcript is spliced from 5 exons. The coding region runs from base 442 to 1545 and encodes 367 amino acids. Lineage: Eukaryota; Metazoa; Chordata; Actinopteri; Cypriniformes; Catostomidae. The record is from RefSeq and is a predicted model, not a curated record.